Labeo rohita (rohu) is the source of this 1365-nucleotide messenger RNA. Its product is annotated as zinc finger protein Gfi-1b. Gene Ontology annotation, molecular function: RNA polymerase II cis-regulatory region sequence-specific DNA binding; DNA-binding transcription factor activity. The coding region runs from base 181 to 1041 and encodes 286 amino acids. Gene Ontology annotation, biological process: regulation of transcription by RNA polymerase II. The transcript has 6 exons. The record is from RefSeq and is a predicted model, not a curated record. NCBI's taxonomy places the organism in Eukaryota, Metazoa, Chordata, Actinopteri, Cypriniformes, Cyprinidae.
GCCGUCCUGAUUUGACGUCUGAAGCGAGUCUGGUGAGGACACAUCAGAAAACUCUCGUACUUCCUGUAACAGCUUCAGAACCGAAUCACAACUCUCAUAACCAGACGCAUCUGCAUCGCCCACCGCCGGACUCGUGAGGACUGUAACCUGACUGUCUGUGUCUUCAUUCCCGCUGAUGAAAUGCCUCGAUCGUUUCUAGUGAAAAGUAAGAGGGCGGGGCAUCACUCCACACGCUCCGCCCGCUCUCAGCAUCAGCGUCAUGACAGAUGGACAUCCAGCAGUCACUCGACGGCUCUAGAGCUGCUGCCCUGCACAUCCAGUGACGGCAACCGGACUCAUAACAGCACUGCUGAAGCUGAACCCUGGCCUUCUGCCACGGCUGUGAAGCAGUCUGGAGUUUGCCAGUUGACUGACCUGUCGUCCUCGGCUGCUUUGGAUAGACAGAGCGAUCUGGAGCGUCUGAUUCAGGCUUUACUCAGUCACCAUCAGAUGGCCAACAUCCAGACGCCGCUGUGUGAAUGUCCGCUCUGUGAGAAGCUCCUGACCUCUGCUGUGGGUUUGGCAUCGCACUUGUGCAAGUCACCUGUCAACAGGGCUACCCUCCCACUGGGUGGCUCCACGGGCCACGCCCAGCAGCAUUAUGGGUACAGACCUACAGGAAUACUGAGGGUGAGAGAGCGGAGUUUUGGCUGUAAGGUUUGUGGGAAGGUUUUUAAGAGGUCAUCGACUCUAUCCACACACCUGCUCAUUCACUCAGACACACGGCCGUUCCCAUGUCCCUAUUGCGGAAAGAGAUUCCAUCAGAAAUCUGAUAUGAAGAAGCAUACGUUUAUACACACAGGUGAGAAACCUCAUGUGUGCGUGGUGUGUGGUAAAGCAUUCAGUCAGAGCUCCAAUCUGAUCACACACAGCAGGAAACACAGCAGCUACCAGCCGUUCAGCUGCGCGCACUGCCCGCUCAGCUUCCAGAGGAGACUGGACCUACAGCGCCACCUGCAGACCCACUCUGAGAAUGACAACGGACUGUAUCACGGGACCUGAGAGAGACCAGCUGCACACAAACACCUUGUUUAGCUCAAUGUACAGGGGUCAUAUUAUAUAUAUAUAUAUAUAUAUAUAUAUAUAUAUAUACAUAUAUUUUUUUUUUUUUUUUACGCACUAUAUAAUGUUUGCUCCAAAAACCAUACGUUUGCUUCCAACUUGAUUGCACACAUUGCAUUGUGAAAUAUGUCAGAACACAUCUAGCAGGCUACACAUUGUAUACUGUAGAUUUAUAGACGUGUUAUGAUUGGCUGCUUAUGGUUGUGAUGUCAUAAUCACAGAACGUUUUGUCAGAACAUUUCAAAUGAAUGAAGAAUCGCCAUG